CAGUUAGUCGCAUUGGACCGCUUGCUAAAGACGGUUGACGGUGCCAAUUAAAAAGAAGGACAACUUUCGGGUGGACUGGAACAUCUUCUGUACGUGAGAUUAGGAAGUUCUAAGGAAAAGUGAAAUUAUUUUUACUUGAGCUUUUGUGUCGUGCACUGCCAGCAUUUGUCGUUUACUGUCCCAAGAAUAUAUCCAGCCUUUAACCAAUAACUAUGGAUGCAGCUGCAGCAGAAUACCAGAGGCUGAGCCAAAGGAUGGACACAGAACAGCCACAAAGGAGCUCCGUGCUCUACACCACAUCCAGCGAUGAGCUUUCCAUUAACUGCUGCCUGGACAAAGUCGAGAGACAGCUACCCCUUCAGCUGGAAGCAGAGGCAGAGUCGGUGAAUGAAUCCCCUGGGCAGCGCGAUCAAUGGAGUCGGGGACUUGAGUUCCUCUUCUCCUGUAUUGCCCUGUCUGUGGGCCUGGGAAAUGUGUGGCGCUUUCCGUUUAUCGCCUUGGAGAAUGGCGGUGGAGCCUUUGUGGUUCCCUAUGUAAUUGUGCUCCUCCUGAUCGGCAGACCAAUCUACUAUCUGGAGGUAGUCAUUGGUCAGUUCUCUAGUCGAGGUUGUAUCAAGGCCUUUGACAUGGUGCCCAUUAUGAAGGGCGUCGCCUAUGGUCAGGUUUAUUCCACUGCGCUGGCCACCACCUACUACGCCUGCAUUAUGGCCUUGACCAUACGAUACCUGGUGGCCAGCUUUGACGAUGUCCUGCCAUGGACCUACUGCCUGGUGGAGUGGGGCAGUGCUUGCGUGGCCACAGGAGCCACCGUCUCGCCGAAUGGAACUGCCCUAGGCCAGGGCGUAUCUUCCGCGGAACUUUACUUCACGCAUACUGUGUUGAGGGAGCCUGAGAACCUGCAGGAGAAUGGGCUGGGAACUCCCAGUUGGGACUUGGUGCUCUGCCUGGCUGCCACCUGGCUGAUCAUUGGUGCCAUCCUCUUCAAGGGCAUACGCAGCUCGGGCAAGGCAUCCUACUUCCUGGCCCUCUUUCCGUAUCUGAUCAUGCUGAUCCUGUUGGCGAGGGCGUUGACCUUGCCCGGCGCCUGGCGCGGCAUCGUCUACUUCCUCGAGCCGAAGUGGUCCGAGCUGCUGAAUCCGCAUGUCUGGUAUGCGGCCAUCACCCAGAUGUUCUUCUCGCUGGCCAUCUGCUUCGGCACCCUGGUCAUGUACGCCUCCUUCAACGACUUCCACAAGAAUGUUCACAAAGAUGUGAUCAUCAUUACCAGCAUCGAUUCGUUCACCUCGAUACUCGCUGGCUGCAUCAUAUUUGGCAUCCUGGGCAAUCUGGCACAUGAAACCAACACCGAGGACAUCUCUCAGGUGGUACAGGGGGGAGCUGGACUGGCCUUCAUCUCGUAUCCGGAGGCGAUUGCCAAGUUCAAGUAUCUCCCACAGCUUUUUGCCGUGCUCUUCUUCUUCAUGCUGCUGGUGCUGGGAAUUGGAUCCAAUGUGGGCAUGGCCAGUUGUGUGAUCAACGUGAUCAAGGAUCGGUUUAGCCAUUUGCCGCACUGGCUACUGUCCGCCAGCUUCUCUCUAGUUGGUUUCCUUUGCGGCCUGGUCUAUAUGACGCCGGGCGGGCAAUUUGUUCUCAACCUGGUGGACUUUUAUGGCUGCACCUUCAUAGCCAUUGUGCUGGCCAUUGCCGAGCUGCUGGCCGUGGGCUGGAUCUACGGGGUGAAGCGCAUCUGCAGCGACAUCGAGUUCAUGCUGAACGUGAAGACGAGCUUCUACUGGCGCAUCUGCUGGGCCCUUGUGGCCCCUGGCCUGAUGUUCCUCGUCCUCGUCUACAUGCUGUUCAACUAUGAGCCGCUCACCUAUCGAGGUGUGGAGUAUCCGCGGACUGCGUAUACCGCGGGCUGGAUCAUCUGGGGCCUGGGAGUUCUCCAACUGCCCAUCUGGGCCAUCUACACGAUCUACCAGCAGCCGGGAAAGACUUUCAGCAGCAAAUUUAAGAUGGCGCUGCAGCCCACAGCGGACUGGGGUCCUCGCCAGCCGCAGGAGCUCGAGGCCUACAUCCUGCACAGGAAGCGCCAGGCAGAGUUCAAGCCCCGACGCGGUGGCCACCUCUGUGACAACAUUUUCGGCUAAAAAUCCACAUAUGUACAUUACAUUUUGUUUUCAUU
Messenger RNA from Drosophila guanche, 2164 nucleotides. Its product is annotated as sodium-dependent nutrient amino acid transporter 1. The record is from RefSeq and is a predicted model, not a curated record. Gene Ontology annotation, cellular component: membrane. The coding region runs from base 213 to 2129 and encodes 638 amino acids. The transcript has 7 exons. Lineage: Eukaryota; Metazoa; Arthropoda; Insecta; Diptera; Drosophilidae. Gene Ontology annotation, molecular function: L-amino acid transmembrane transporter activity. Gene Ontology annotation, biological process: sodium ion transmembrane transport.